Drosophila elegans is the source of this 1777-nucleotide messenger RNA. RefSeq names its product keratin-associated protein 16-1. The record is from RefSeq and is a predicted model, not a curated record. The coding region runs from base 14 to 1693 and encodes 559 amino acids. The transcript is spliced from 3 exons. Lineage: Eukaryota; Metazoa; Arthropoda; Insecta; Diptera; Drosophilidae.
AGUUCGAAGCGGCAUGUCUGAUCGGAAAGAGCGUUCCUGGGUGCUACAGCAGCUGAUGCUGCUGCUGCUAAUCUGCCUUGGACUAAUCCCCGCUGAGGUUAUCGCCAAUUCCAUACCCAUACCCAAUCCCUGCCAGAGUGGUCAGACUUACAUCAAUGGCGCUUGCGGCCAAGUCAUUAUAAAUGUGUUUAAUGCUGGUUGCGGUGGUCAAACGGGGAUUCCCUGUCAACCUGGUACUUCAUUUGUUGUUCCUGGCACUCCUGUUUGUCCGAAUGCUCCUCUUAGUCCCAUUGUGGUACCAAGUGUUCCAAUUGUUGUUCCUGGAACUCCUGCUUGUCCCAAUGCUCCUUUAGAUCCUACUGUGGUACCAAGUGUUCCAAUUGUUGUUCCUGGAAGUCCAGUCGUUGUUCCUGGCACUCCUGCUUGUCCGAAUGCUCCCUUAGAUCCCACUGUGGUACCUAGUCCUCCAGUCAUUGUUCCUGGAACUCCUGCUUGUCCGAAUGCUCCCUUAGAUCCCACUGUGGUACCUAGUCCUCCAGUCAUUGUUCCUGGAACUCCUACUUGUCCGAAUGCUCCCUUAGAUCCCACUGUGGUACCUAGUCCUCCAGUCGUUGUUCCUGGAACUCCUGCUUGUCCUAAUGCUCCUUUAGAUCCCACUGUGGUACCCACUGCUCCUGUUCAGCCCACUGUCUGUCCACCGUCUUGUCCAACAACAUGUUCGAAUAACUGCAAUCAAUCCACACAAUGUCCUAACAGUUGUCCCACCAAUUGUCCCAAUAGUCCUUGUCCGACUCCUCCGCCAACUAUUACUCCCUCCCCUCCCACUCUUUACCCAACUCCCAUGCCCUAUCCACCACCCGCACCACCAGCACCACAGACAACACAACAACCCUACCCAGUCCCAGUAACCACUCCACCACCGGCUACUAUUACCCGGUGUCGGGAAGGAACGAUCCUGGUUAGGGGCGUCUGCCGCCUUCUUUUCUGCGGAGGAUACGGAAUAAAUGCCGAAGGACGCUGCAUUCAGGCACGCUGCCCCGCGGGAUAUGUUUGGACGGGGAUCAGGUGCUCGAAGCCCCAGCCCGUGGAGAUUGGCAACAUCCACAUAGAGAGCAAUGUCCAUCAGCAGGCUGGCGCUCUACCCCACCUGGUCACCAACAACGUGAACAAUGUAAAGGUCAACGCCUCCAUCGCAAUCCAAGGACAAACCUCCGCGGAGCAGCAAGAGGAGGAGGAGGAAGAGGAGGAGGAACCGGUGAUGCCGCAGCCACCUUCAGGACCCUGCUGUAAUGUGGUGGCUCCCCGGAUUUGCACCAUCCAGGCGGAUCAGGUCGCAUACAAGUGCUUCAGCAGGAGUCAGCAGCAGUGCGGCUCCUUCUGCAGUGCCAACAAGGUGGUGCUCGCACCGCCAACAGUGACCACUUGGACGCAGGCCAACACCCAGAUGAUGGUGCUGCCGCCCAACUGGGCGGGUCAAGGAUGCCAGUCCACCGGUGGAAAUUGCCAGCAGGCUCAGAACUACUACGACUGCAGCGGCUGUGCGAUGGGUGACUUUUCGACCUGCUCCUCGUACUGCUAUUCCUACAAGUGCAGCAGCCACAACUGCGUCUAUUACGACCAGACUCAAUACUGCUCCCAGUAUCCUGGUCAAAUGGGCUGCCGAUCUGAAGAUGGGUGGUUCCCGGCCCCAUAAUGGCUACUCAAUCAAUUCAAGAAUAUCAAAUUUUUUUAAUGUUGGAAGGAAAUUGAUUGUAAUAAACACAAUGUUACAAAUGUU